UGCACACCACAAUCGAUUUUAUCAAUAUAUUAUUAUUUAUUUUACACAAGUCUUGUUUUAACAAUUACAAUUACAAACCAGCGUCGAAGCAAUAAUUUGUUAUGAAUUCAAUUUUUUACUUACAGAGAGUACAAAAAUUAACCUAAAUUUGUUAUAUUGUUUUCCGAAUUGACUGCGAGUUCAGGCGAAAGGGAAUAAUAUCUCGAAUUAAAGUGCAGAAGUUUGUCAGUAUUUUAUGACAAUUUUUGCAAGUAAUUGAAGACUUGAAGAGUCAUAAGAUGAGCUCAGGUUUCAUUUCGGAGACAGAAUUGGCAGAGCAAAGGAAAACUCGCCAGGAAGAAUGGGAUAGAGUGAGAACAGCAGAUCAACCAGCUGAGGUUCCAGAGGAGAAGUUCGACCAUCGGUCGCUUUAUGACAGACUCCAGGAGCAGAAAAAUAAAAAAGAUAUGGAGUACGAAGAGGCACACAAGCUCAAAAAUAUGAUAAAGGGUCUGGACGAUGACGAGGUUGAGUUUCUGGAUCUUGUUGAUCGUACAAAACUCGAGGAAGAACGAAAGAAACACUUGGAAGAGGAAAAGGAAAUGCGUGACUUCAAAGCGAGGGUUGCCUGUUUCCAGGAGAAAUCUCUGGACGAGAAAUUGAAGCAAGAACUGAAAAAACCACAGAGUACAAAUAAAAAUAUAUCAGGGGGAAGUGCCAGGAACUCACAGCAUCGAUUGUUAGCAGGAGUUGUUGUUAAAAAACAAGAUAAAUCUCCCCCAGGUGACUCGAAAGGGACUAAAAGAAAGUUAUCGGAUUCCGAGGAAAACUCAAAGCUCCCGGAAACUUCAAAACCCUCGAUAUUGCCUGAGAGUACAGUAAACAUCUCAAAAGUCCCUCGAAAUGAGACGAAAGUCUCCGAGGAGAGGCACAAUCCUUCAGCUUUAAAAUGCAUUGGCAUCUUGCCUGGUCUUGGCUCUUACGAUGACUCAAGUGAUAGUGACAGUUCUGAUUCAGAUCACGAGCAUGAUCACGUCCAGUACGAUCUCUUAGGGCGAACAAUACCAACGACAAUGGAAAAUAAGAGCUAGAAUCUAGUUAGCCGCUGUCUCCCCUUUACAAAGUUCCCGAGAAGAAACUUUGAUCAGAAAUAUAUCCAUCUUAAAUUAUUCUAUCCAAAUAUAUAAUUCGUAUUGAUAAAAUUAUUUCGUCAAAACAAUUAUUUUCAGCUGAUGCCCAUAAAUAAUAAAUACAGGUAUUGUCGAAAUUUAUUGGUAUAUUUUAAGCAACAAUAAAAUAAUCUUUUCCAUAAA
Fopius arisanus is the source of this 1292-nucleotide messenger RNA. Its product is annotated as protein FAM192A. NCBI's taxonomy places the organism in Eukaryota, Metazoa, Arthropoda, Insecta, Hymenoptera, Braconidae. The transcript has 4 exons. Gene Ontology annotation, cellular component: nucleus. The coding region runs from base 279 to 1070 and encodes 263 amino acids. The record is from RefSeq and is a predicted model, not a curated record.